Lepisosteus oculatus (spotted gar) is the source of this 4104-nucleotide messenger RNA. NCBI's taxonomy places the organism in Eukaryota, Metazoa, Chordata, Actinopteri, Semionotiformes, Lepisosteidae. The record is from RefSeq and is a predicted model, not a curated record.
AAGAGGAGAAAAGCAACUACCAUGGAAGCUUUUUCCCGGCCCAGCGGGGAGAUCCUGAGGAGAAACCCACAACAGGAUUUCGAGCUCAUUCAGCGAGUUGGGAGCGGAACUUAUGGGGACGUAUAUAAGGCACGAAACAUACAGACUGGAGAGCUGGCAGCAGUCAAAAUAAUCAAACUAGAACCAGGGGAUGACUUUUCCAUCAUCCAGCAGGAAAUCUUUAUGGUGAAAGAAUGCACACACCAAAAUAUUGUGGCCUACUUUGGAAGCUACUUAUGCCGGGAGAAACUGUGGAUCUGCAUGGAAUACUGUGGUGGAGGAUCUCUGCAGGAUAUCUACCAUGUGACUGGGCCUCUUUCAGAACUACAAAUCGCCUAUGUCUGCAGAGAAACUUUGCAGGGCCUCGGUUAUCUUCAUAGUAAGAACAAAAUGCAUCGUGACAUCAAGGGUGCAAACAUUCUGCUGACAGACAGUGGAGAUGUAAAGCUGGCUGAUUUCGGAGUUGCAGCCAAAAUAACAGCGACCAUUGCCAAGAGAAAGUCCUUCAUUGGUACACCUUACUGGAUGGCCCCUGAGGUAGCGGCAGUGGAGAAAAACGGGGGCUACAACCAGCUGUGUGACAUCUGGGCAGUGGGCAUCACGGCCAUCGAACUGGCAGAACUGCAGCCCCCCAUGUUUGAUCUCCACCCCAUGAGGGCCUUGUUUUUAAUGUCAAAGAGCAGCUUUCAGCCACCAAAGCUUAAAGACAAGAUUAAGUGGUCAACAGCUUUCCAUAGCUUUGUAAAAGUCUCGCUGACAAAAAAUCCAAAGAAGAGGCCUACAGCAGAAAAGUUGCUCUCGCAUAGCUUUGUAGCUCAGAGUGGCCUGACCAAGAGCCUCGCUGCUGAGCUCUUAGACAAAAUGAACAACCCAGACCACCAUUCCCACUACCCAGGGGGAGAUCUGGAUGACGAUGAUAUUGAGCCCCUGUCAGCUGUUCGCCACACCAUUCGCUCUACAAACAAGAACUGCCGAGCAGAGAGGACGCGCUCGGAAAUUAACUUUGACAAGGUGCAGUUUGAACCUCCUCUGCGGAAAGAAACGGAAGCUCACACAGAACUGGACUUGACGAAAGAGAACGACUUUCCAUCACCAUGGAGUCCUUUUUCAGAUGGAGGAAUCAGUAGCAAGAGCCUUCUCAAAAGCGUUGAGGAGGAGUUGUUUCAACGGGGACACAUGACACAUCUAGACGACUCCUUUGAAGAUGUAGAAUUGUCAACCUUGAAGCAAGGAGUUCCUCCCCCUCUGCCACCAAAGCCGCGCUUAAACAGCAGCUCGGAAGAAGGCGGUCUGGAUGAAGACAACGGCCUGACGGUGCGGCGUUUUCCCAGCUCCGAGAACGGGGCGGAGCCGGGCCUGCGCCGCCAGAGCACCCCAGUGCGCGGCAGUCAGCCCGAGCACUCUCCCCCGGGCUUCCUGUCGGCCAGCGUGAGCAGCCCGGGCCUGCUGGCUCACUCUUCUGAGCUGCACAACGAGGGGCCCAACACAGAUGUUAAUGGGGACAGUUGUAGGCAGCCCCCAGCUCCACCUCUGAGAAGGGAGAAGAAGGAGUUUCCUAAACCAGCAAUCAACGGGCUUCCCCCCACACCAAAGGUUUUAAUGGGCGCCUGUUUUUCCAAAGUGUUUGAUGGCUGUCCAUUGAAGAUUAAUUGUGCCACGUCAUGGAUUCACCCUGAUACCAAAGACCAGUAUCUAAUCUUUGGGACAGAAGAUGGAAUUUAUACUUUGAAUAUGAAUGAGUUACAUGAAGCCACUAUGGAGCAGCUGUUUCCAAGGAGAUGCACAUGGCUGUACGUUAUCAACAAUAACUUAAUGUCUUUAUCAGAAGGAAAAUCCUUCCAGUUGUAUUCUCACAACCUCAUUGGACUUUUUGAGCAGCUUAAGAAGCCAGGACUGGCAGCUCAGUUUCAGACCCACAGGUUUCCUGAUAAGAUAUUACCCAGGAGAUUUGCCUUGACAACAAAGAUCCCAGAUACAAAAGGCUGCCACAAGUGCUGUAUUGUGAGAAAUCCGUACACCGGGCACAAGUACCUGUGUGGAGCACUGCAGUCUGGGAUAGUCCUACUCCAGUGGUACGAGCCAAUGCAGAAGUUCAUGCUGAUAAAGCACUUCGACUUUCCCCUGCCCAGCCCUCUGAAGGUGUUCGAGAUGCUGGUGGUGCCCGAGCAGGAGUACCCCAUGGUGUGUGUGGCCAUCAGCCAGGGCAGCGAACCCAGCCAGGUGGUGCGCUUCGAGACCAUCAACCUCAACUCCUCCUCCUCCUGGUUCACCGAAAUCGGCUCCGGAGGUCACCAGGUUGAUGCCAUCCAUGUGACCCAGUUGGAGAGGGACACAGUUCUGGUGUGUCUGGACAAAAAUUUGAAAAUUGUCAAUCUUCAAGGCAAGUUAAAGUCCAACAAAAAGCUGGCGUCUGAACUCAGCUUUGACUUCUGCAUCGAGUCUGUUGUGUGCCUUCAGGACAGUGUGUUGGCUUUCUGGAAACAUGGUAUGCAGGGCAAGAGCUUCAAGUCAAAUGAGGUUACCCAGGAGAUUUCAGAUCAAAGCCGGGUCUUCCGUUUGCUCGGAUCUGACAGGGUGGUGGUGCUGGAGAGCCGGCCAACAGAUAACCCCACAGCCCUGAGCAACCUCUACAUCUUGGCCGGCCAUGAGAACAGUUACUAGAAUUGCACUGGCGUCACGUAACAAGAUGGCUGUAGCCACGGAAAAAUGCUGAUCAGACUUCCAGCUCUGACGUACUCUAUUGCAGGAGGAACUAGCAUGAGGAGGCAGCCAGCUAAUUCCUGUUGCUUUUUUAUUUAAGUGUUCGCUUACUGAGAAUGCGAAGAGGAUGGCAUCAGAGAUAACAUGAACUGAAGAACUCACAAAAGAUGUCACAGAACAAAGCGGUUUUGCUGAAGCGUUCAGUCUCCUGCACCCCAGCAGAGCCUCUAACAAUAGUGCUCCACAGCAUCAGCUAGAUGUCACAGCUUGGAGCAUUCUGGAGCUAAGGGAAGCCCUCAGCCAGGAGGCUCACACUGGCGAAGUCUUUGGAUCCAGGAGAUCGCUGUGGUUAAAUACACCCUGUGUCAGCAUGUGGUUGGCCAACUUGAUCACACAGAGCUGAUAAGAUGUAGCAGUUAGAGAUCAUUGAAAGUCACAGUGGCAAUAAAAACAUCUUUGUGUUGCUGUAAAAGCAUACAGUAUGUGCAUUCAUGUUCUUGAUUGAGUGCCAUAAAAAUUAACUUUGUUUGACUAUUUCCUCCAUACAUUGUAAAAUGCCAUUGUAUUUUAGAAGAAACGCAUUUCUGUAGCAGAACAUAAUGCAAAUGGCUACGUUGGAGGGAAUUUCAUUGUGUAGUUUAGAUUACCAGACUGAAGUUGAAUAUAAAAGAUAAAUACCAUAGGGUUUUGUAAAAUGGCAUAUUUAAAUCUUAUUUAUUAAUCUGCCAGUAGUAGUAGUUGUAACCAUUGGCGGGUCCAGUCCUGCUGAUUUGCAGGGCCUUAAGCCCUUGUGUUAACGAAGAAAAGGUUGCUGAGCAUCUUGGGAUUAUUUUACAGCUGUAUAAAAUAGAAAUGCUUCUUUCUGCUUUUUUUAGUUUUUUGAGUAUUCUAUGUAAAACAUUUAACUUUUUUAACUGUUACUUUUACUCCUUAUUUGCACCAUGUAAGCACUUUUGUACAUCCAUUUGUUCUGUUUUGUAUUUAAAAAGGAAUUAAGCUUGGAUUUUCAUAACAUUGGUAUUCCCUUUCAAAAUUUAGAGGUAGUUUUUUUGUAUAAAAAUGGUAUUCUGUUAAUAAAAUUACAAUAAUGUAUUUUUCCAGCUAAUCUUGCAUUUCUCAAGGGCACUGAAAUGAUGUCCUGUAAGGUACUUUUUAUGUAAAGUGCAUAUUAUCAGGAAUUCUGUCUUAAAUUUCACUGUCAGCAUCCAAAACAAUUUAAACACAAGAUAAGAUACAACAUGGCACUGCCCAGAGCUGCUGAGAAUAGUGUUUUUAAAAAUGAGACUUUUAUCACUUACCAAGCCUCCCAGAAAAUACAGAUUUGCGGUUCUGAUUUUAAAUAAAUGCCCAGUGGCUUUUUUGCUA